Molecule: messenger RNA, 822 nt
Organism: Hyposmocoma kahamanoa
Lineage: Eukaryota; Metazoa; Arthropoda; Insecta; Lepidoptera; Cosmopterigidae
Gene: Pgam5
Product: serine/threonine-protein phosphatase Pgam5, mitochondrial
Exons: 4
Coding region: 115-822 (235 amino acids)
Biological process (GO): positive regulation of mitochondrial fission
Cellular component (GO): mitochondrion
Source: RefSeq, a predicted model, not a curated record
AUCGAAUAGACGGUCGUGUUGGACUAAACUGAUGAUUGGUGAUUCUUUUUAACUUCAUUUACCUAGUCUAUAACACAGAUAAUCACAUUGUGAAUGUUUUGUUAGUUGGACGACAUGGCUACGUUUUCUCGAUUACGUAAAUUAGCGUUAGUAAGUUUGGGUGCUAUCGGCGGUGGACUGGCGUAUUAUCGUAUGAAUAAAGAUGAACAUGUUAGUACGUUCAACGUGCUUAACUCCUGGACGACGAAUUACACUCCUUCCCAACCGUGGGAGAAGAAUUGGGACCACCGUGACCCUUGUUGCAUAGUGGAACCUGUAAAAUUGAGUAGUCCAGCGGAGCAGAACAGGUACAAUUCAGAAAUAGAAAAGGCAAAAGGAACGGCAUGGAGGCACAUAUUCUUAAUUCGGCACGGCCAAUAUAACGUCAAUGGGGCAAGCGAUAGGGAACAAAAACUAACUGAUUUAGGCAGACACCAAGCAGAAGAGACAGGCAAAAGGUUGGCAUCUCUUGGUAUAAAAUUCGAUCUCCUAGUACGAUCAACAAUGAUGCGGGCACAGGAGACAGGAGGAAUAAUAAGUGAGCAACUUGAUUGCAAUAUCCCAAUACAUGACUGUCAAUUAAUUGAAGAAGGUGCACCGAUACCGCCAGAGCCACCAGUGGGACAUUGGAAACCUGAACCAAAACAGUUCUUCCAGGAGGGCGCCCGCAUCGAAGCUGGUUUCAGGCGCUAUUUCUACCGCGCAUCCAAGGAACAGAAGGACGACAGCUUCACCUUACUCGUUUGUCACGCUAAUGUCAUCCGAUAUUUUGUUUGCAAGUAA